This is a messenger RNA of Ruditapes philippinarum (Manila clam), 3819 nucleotides long. RefSeq lists its product as uncharacterized. The record is from RefSeq and is a predicted model, not a curated record. Bases 207 to 3215 code for a protein of 1002 amino acids. The transcript has 12 exons. NCBI's taxonomy places the organism in Eukaryota, Metazoa, Mollusca, Bivalvia, Venerida, Veneridae.
UGAAACACAUCGUUAAAGGACUGAUCGACAGACAUUUUUCCCAAUAAAGUAAUAAUGAUAAAAGGAAAUUAAAGUUAGAAAAGAUUUGUUUACUGUUACAAGUUGUAAACUGGUGUUAAACAUUUUGGUAUUGAUAAAUUAUCAUAUUAGGGAAAGGUUGCAUCAGUAUAACAUAGCAAGCGUCAGUUACUUAGGAUGUAAUUUUAAUGAGAAAGAUGGCAGACAAAUACUAUAGACUGGUUUGCUUUGUGGUAGAUAUUUGCGCCGACGUAUUAAGGAAAUAUUUUAUCAAACUUGCAAGAACUGAGGCUGGGAGCACUUAUACAUCAAUUGAUGCAUACCUAUCUCAAAGAAAUCGGGAUGUGAUGCAAUUAUUCAAUAACAAAAAGCUCAGGAGAGAUCAGUAUGAUUUAUUGUAUCCUGGUAACAGCACCGCUGAUGAAAACCAAUGGGACGUAUCAAUACUGGUAACAUUGAUAACAGAACUUUUUGCCACUCGUCUGCAGCCAGUCGAAAUAUUCGCGUUGAAAACUGAAAUUCGAGGGAUUCGAAAUGAGUUGCAACAUAACCCAAAUACUGGCAAUAUUUCAGAUGAUGACUUCGAUGAUUAUUGGGGGCGAUUGGACUCUUCUGUUAGGCUUAUAGCAACGAAUGCGCUUGAUACGAAUGAUCAAGCAUCCUUACUAGAGAAAAUAAAUCAGGUAAAAUGUAAUCAUCUACCAAAUCUCAGUGAUUGUCAACGGUUAUGGCAUGAAGAAACAAUUAAGCAGAUGUUUAACAUUUUGGAUGAAGUGCAGGCAAAUACAUCCAUUCUCAGACAAGUGACAGUCCAAAAACCAGGACCUUCAGGGGACAAAAAUAAAAGAAUAAAAGUUGCUGAUGAUAUUCUGGCACGGCUUCAAGCGGGGUUUGAGUCAACGAUGAAAGAACUAUCAGGCGAUUUUAACCCACCAAGUGAAGUGACAGACAUUCGAGCUAAACUAAGAGAUGGCCAUCACGUGGUUGUAACCGGAUGCAACAAUAGCCGUUAUUUUGAGACCGCUCUUGCAGCAAUAAAGGGGAUGGAUUAUAAUUACAAACGAUGUGUAGAAAUGCACACAUCGUCUGAUUGGCGUCACAUUGAUCCAGAAGAUGUAGACUUGGUUUUAUGUAGAGAUCCAUUUGGAAGAAUUUCCUAUGAUGAAAGCAAAGCUAAAGCCAUGGAUGAUAUAUUUAAAAGCAUGAUGCACUCAACAAAGAGAGAUAGUAGCGAUAAAGCCUUGGACAUUGUCAUAGUAACAGACCUGAAGAUAUUCGAAGAGUGCAAAAUGCAUCAUGACCAUGAACUCUUAGACGAAGUGGUGAAGGUGUUUACUGAUACGAGUUCAACACAACCGGCUGAUCUUACAAUAGGAUGUAGACGUCAAGGACAAUACGCGGAAUCGUCUUCGCUGCCAGUAACAAGAAAUAAUUUGGGAGCUAUGACGAAACAUUUCCUGAUGGUUUAUAAGAUAUCCAGUCGUCAAGUAGAUGAUCAGAUACUUAAAAAUGCAAAGAAAAGUUUCAAAGCAAAUAAGGCUAUAGUACUAACAGGGCAUGAGAAAUGUGGUAAAACUUCAAUAGCAGUUGCAUUGGCGUCUGCCUAUGAGGAACAGCAAUGUUUACUUCUCAAGAAACCAAACGAUGUCAAUUACAUUGACUUCCCAAACACCUGCUUGGUUAUCAUUGACGAGUUUGCUGGGAAAUAUCGUUAUGAGGAAAAUGAAGUGUACAAAUGGUACAACAUGUUUGACUACCUGUACAAUGCUGUUAUAGCAGAACCGAUAAAUGUUAUAAUAACGUGUGAAAAAAGUAAAUUAGACAAAUGUAUCAACGAAGUAAGACGGCAUGCCAUUUUAGAGCACGUAGUGGAUGUGUCUUUACAAAAAGCUGUCGUUAAAUCAGAAGUGCCUGAAGAAUAUGGACAUAUAUCUGGAAAGAUAGUCACCACAGAUCAUUCUAUAGGCACAAUAUCAAAUACCACACAGACUCUGAAUUACACAGCAUCGUUGUUAGGGGACCCGUCUCAAGGGCCAAUCCCGCUGUCCAGACAUGACACGAUUCCUGUUUCUACAAGAAAUACUUCAAUUUUUGGACUAGAAUAUGGACAUGUGUCGUUCGUCAAUAUAGAUCAUUCUAUUGGCACCAUAUCAAAUACAACACAGUCUAAGAACUACCCACUACCAUUGCCAGAGGUACCGUCACAAUGGCCAAUCCUGCUGUCGAGUCCUGAGAGGAUUCCACUUUCUACAGGAAAUACUUCAUAUUUUGGAAGAACACAACUGGAAGGAAUACAAAAUCCGAUGCAGCUGAAAAGAGGAUUUCCUGGAAUGGAAAGGGUAAUACAGACUGAGACAGCUGAUUUGAGUGUAAAGAGAUCGAGGUCAAUGUCGUCUGGUUUAUGGUCAGUCAAAGAGAAACGUGAAAUUAACAUCAGGACCUAUGCUGAUAGUCAGGAUUGUAACAUUAAAGGGAGUUGUAUACUACCUUUGGGAGAAAUUCUGCUUGCAGAUUACAAUAAUAAUAACUUGAAGAAACUUGAUGAUAUGUAUAAUGUAAAGUGUGUGUGUGAUCUUCCUGGUAUGCCGUAUGAUGUUUGUUAUGUCGGGGAUAAUGUAGCUGUUGUAUCACAGUUUGCGGGGAAACUUCACUUUGUUGAUACUAAACAUAGUAUGACACUGGAUAGAUCCAUUGAUACAGACCAUACUUGUCAUGGUCUGGCUUGUCAUGGUGAUCAGAUAUAUGUUAGAGACUGUUAUGGUUCUGUUUAUAGAUAUAGUACAGACGGUAUAAAGCAGCAGAUGAUUUAUUCAUCUAGAAAUUUGUAUAACAUUUUUAACAAUACAAGUAUUUCUGUGAGUAUUGAUGGGAGUAAGUUAUACCUUCCAUGUGAAAAUGAGCUUGUUACCAUUGACAACAAUGGAAACCAUUGGUUUAUAUUAAACAAUCUAGACAUAGUUUCAAGUGGUGGAGUUUGUGUGGAUGAUCAAGGUUUUGUUUAUGUAACUGAUAGUAAUGGAAAUUUUUUACAAAUAAGUGAAGAUGGUAGAACUAUACUUCAAGUCAUAACAAACAUAUCUGGCUGGAAAUGUGCACUUCUUCGUACAUUAACAUUUGAUAGGAGAAAUAAAGCUCUGAUAGCAGCUGGGUAUUCAGACACAAUUCAACUUCAACGGGGUUUAACUAGUGUCGUUUAACUGAGGUAAUAAUGUGAAACUCAAACAAAAUGAAUAAAUAGGAUACCGUGAUCAUAUAAUUGCAAAAUGAAUAAAGUUAAGAUUUCUAAAUAUAUUAUACACUUUAUUUUUACCGGCAUAAUGUAUAGUUAGAAUUAUUCCUCACUAGAUGGUGAAGCAAAUUUGUUUUUUUUCUUCAAUGUAUAGAUAAUGCAAGAUAUAUAAGUAUUUAUAAACUUUGAUAAAUUGAAGUACAACAUGAUAAUUCUAUUAUUUAAUAAGUCAUUUCCUAUUUUUCUUAUCUGGAAAGGAGUCAAUUAGUCGAUACACAUAUCUACAACACCGUAUUUUAUUCAGUCACUGUUAAGAGUUGUUUCAUGUGUGAUCUACCAAUUGAUAUUUCAAUAAUAAUAAAUUAUUUAUAGAACAAAAGUGGUCUCAACAAUUAUAUCAAGAAACUAGAUCUGUAAUAUGGACCAAUGUAACAAUAACGUUUUUCCGUACCAUGUGUAUGUGUCCUUGAAGAGAAUAAUUACACAUUUUUUCUUUUAAUUUGGGACCACAAGUAUACUUCUUUAUUAUGUUAGGAACUUCUCAAAUAAUAAAAGCAUUGACUGAAAUAGUA